Molecule: messenger RNA, 2434 nt
Organism: Durio zibethinus
Lineage: Eukaryota; Viridiplantae; Streptophyta; Magnoliopsida; Malvales; Malvaceae
Product: E3 ubiquitin-protein ligase RSL1-like
Biological process (GO): protein ubiquitination
Molecular function (GO): ubiquitin-protein transferase activity; RNA-DNA hybrid ribonuclease activity; nucleic acid binding
Source: RefSeq, a predicted model, not a curated record
UACAAUUACUAAUUUACGACUGCUAAUUACCCCCGAAAUUCACUUCAACCCUUUCUUACGCGACACGAUCACAAUCCCAAUACAUUUACCAAGUUACCAGCCUGAUCCCCGUCAUUUUACUGACCCCAUACCCUUCUCCUGUAAGUUGCGUGCGCUCUAAGUCUAACUCUCUCUCUCUCUCUCUCGCUCUCCCUUCGCCAAGGAGUCAUUGACUUGCCUUUGAACCUCUCAUAUUCCAUCACUUCCCCAAGAAAAUUCAUUUCAAUAAAACCAAUCACCCAAUGAAAGCUGCCAACCGAGAAAAAGCCGAAGCCACCCAAACUAACGACGAAGACAAAGAAGAGCUCAAAUCAGUCCUCACUCUCCAACGUCAACAACUAAUGGAAGCCAAAGCGUUAGACUCCGACCUCGACUUUGCUUUCCAACUCCAAAUGCUAGAAGCCGUUACCGCUUCUCUUUCUCUUCAUCACGAAUCCACUUCCCAAGACGUCACCGUAUUGCCUGCUUCCGAAAUGGUUGUCGACUACUUAACUCUCAUGCUCGAAGACAUAGACAGGUUCGAGAUGGAACGUAAGGACAUGGAAGAGAGCGAGGAAGAGAUGAGAAAACUUAGGAACGAUCUCAACCGUUCGAUUCAUGAUCAAAACUUUGCUAGGUACAUCAUGAAUGUCCCCGAAGAAGAAUGGAGGAACUACGGAGACAACUACGAAAGACCAUAUGAUGGAAAUGUUGAAACCGGUGGCGUUUCAAGUGAGGUUUUUAGAGUUUAUGUUAAAGGGUUGGUAAGUGAAGAGAGGGUAAGGGAGAUGAAAGUUACAGUGGGGGGUGUUGGAGUUGCCAUCUGUGAUUUCAGAAAUAAUUUGGUUUUGGAAGUGAGGAAAAGGUUGGAGGGGGCGGAAUUCAUGAGUAGUGAAAUGGCUGGAGUUGAGGCUGUGGUCCAUGGGCUUAAUGCGGCUUUGAGUGUGGACUUGAAAAGGGUUACUGUUUUUGUUGAUGAUUUCUUGGUUUAUCAAUAUCUUACAAGCAGAUUGCAACCAAGACACAGCAAGAUGGGGACAAUAGUUAAUGAGGUGGCUCUUCUACAAAAGAAAUUUACUUAUUGCCAAACAUCCCUUGUGACACGUAAUGAUAUGAAAUUUGUGUUCAAGCUUGCAAGAGAUGCUAUAGUCUCUCAAAUUGCAUGGCCUGCAGAAACUAGCAAUGGCAGGGGUUUGAAGGAGACUUGUGUGAUAUGUUUUGAAGAUAUUGAUGCUACCCAGAUGUUUUCGGUUGAUGGUUGCUUUCACAGGUAUUGCUUUCCUUGUAUGAAGCAGCAUGUAGAAGUCAAAUUGCUAAAUGCAAUGGUGGCUAGUUGCCCACAUGAAGGCUGUAAUUCUGAGGUGACUAUUGAUAGCUGUGGAAAAUUCCUGGAUCCUAAAUUAGUUGAGAUCAUUAGCAAUCGCAAGAAGGAGGCUUCUGUUGCUGCUUCAGAGAAAGUUUAUUGUGCAUUUCCAAGGUGUUCUGCAUUAAUGUCAAAAAAUGAGGUCUUACAAUAUACUAAAACUGUAUGUCUUGGUGCUGAACACUCUGGAGCCAGAAAAUGUGUGAAAUGCCAUCGCUUUUUCUGUAUCAAUUGCAAGGUUCCCUGGCACUAUGAUAUGACCUGCUAUGAUUACAAAAGAUCAAAUCCUCAUUCCACUAAAGAAGAUGCAAUGCUUAAGUCUCUUGCUACUGAAAAACUAUGGCGACAGUGUAUAAAGUGCAAAAAUAUGGUUGAACUUGCUGAAGGGUGCUAUCACAUCACUUGCAGAUGUGGAUUUGAGUUUUGCUACACUUGUGGAGCUCAGUGGCAUAACAAGAAACCAACAUGUUCAUGUCCAAUCUGGGAUGAGCGAAAUAUUAUACGUGAUCCACGAAGGAGGCAAUGAUCUGCAGUACAAUAAUAUGAAGACAAUGAACUCUAACUGAAGAAUUUAGGCAAUUUACUUCCAUGAAUUCCUGCUUUCCCUUUUCUUGCUCUGCUUCUCCGUUUUCUCAAAACUAAAUAUUUGGGGUUUAAGGUUUUUGUUUCAUUGAGGGUGCACUGGAUAAGUUUAUGGGAAUUUGAUAAGAAUUUUAUUUUGUGGAUUUUAACUAGAAAUUUGCUUGCAAGGUUAGGCUUACAUUGUUAUUUUUUAAAAAUUUUGGCAUUUAGUUGCCAUUUUCUUGCCAAGGUAUUGCAUAUUGCCAGACCCUUUGAUGAAAGGUCCCUUUGGGGAAUUGCAUAGAACUGUUCAGGCACAAAACAUUGCAUGGGGAUUGGUAGCAAGCUUGCAACCUUUGGCAUGUCAGCUUUGUAACAAGUAAUGUAUGUUGCACACCCUUUCAAUUUGUAUGGAGGUUACUGCUCAAAAACGCACACACUUUCUCCUUUUCCCCUUCCUCUUCUGGCAUGGAACAAAGAGGUUGCUUUUUG